GCCACAGGCCCCCCUGUCCCGGGCCGGAGGAGGCCAGGCGGCGCUCCCGGGGGUUAAGAAUAAAGCCCGCGGGAAAGAGUGGGCGGGAAGAGCGGGCCCCCUGGGAACGUCGCGGGCAUGCAGGGCAGCCUGGGCUCCCGGCACUGAGUAAAGUUGCUCGUCUUGGUUGCUUUUUCUGUGCUUGGAAACUCAGUCCCGGGAUUAAAGGCUCGGUUUGUGUUAGUGAUUGUGGAAUUAGGAGGAGAGGUGGGCCCGGGAGUGGGCUGGCUGCCACUCAAGAGCGAUGGAGCCAGCUGGCCUCAGUCCUGCUUUUUUUUUUUUUUUGCCUCCACAUGGCGAGUGUGCCCCAGCAGAAGGGACAGCCGCUGUUUGGCCCUUUCCUCAGUGGCCUGUCAAGCUCCUGAAGUUUUCAUGGUGUAAAGGGGCCAGCUGAAACAGAAACUCCUCAUACGGCUCUGCAGAAAUUUGUCAGCUCUUCUCACUGGACAGGACUUGGCUGCCUUUUGUGUGAGUCCAAAGUACGUGUAACAAACACAGGAGUCAGUCACUGAAUGCAGUGACAGUGCCAGACAGGUGCACAGCCAGGAGUCUAAGAUCUGCGUGAGAAGUCAAAGCUGGGACGCAUCUCAACACUGAGAGGACUCCAUUUUGGUGCAAGGCCAAGAAGCAGUAAAUUGGGACUGACAGCUUUUUCACAAGAAUUUCUUGGAGAGGCUAUAGCCAUUGUUGCUGCCAUGCAUUUUCUACUGAAGGUCCCGAGUGCUGUAUCUCUGCAUGCUGCCCUGAGAAAAUCUCUCCAGCUUUGCAGUCAGAGCUACACGGUUUCCACCUCUUUUAGUUAUGAAGCCAUAAAACAACAGUACAGACCAGAGGUGCCGGAGUACUUCAACUUUGCAAGCGAUGUGCUGGACAGAUGGACUGAAAUAGAAAAGGAGGGAAAAAAAACUAAAAAUCCUGCGUUAUGGUGGGUAGAUGGUGAUGGAGAAGAGGUAAAAUGGAGCUUUGAGGAGCUGGGAGUCCUUUCCAGGAAAGUAGCUAAUGUACUCUCCGAUGUCUGUGGUCUGCAACGGGGAGACAGAGUUCUUCUUAUUCUGCCCCGGAUCCCAGAGUGGUGGCUGGUGAAUGUGGCUUGCUUGAGAACAGGAACUGUCCUGAUUCCUGGAACGCAGCAGUUGACAGCGAAGGACAUUCUCUAUCGACUACAGAAAUCCAAGGCAAAGUGCAUCAUCACUGAUGAUUUUGUGGCACCAGCUGUAGAUUCAGUUGGGGCUGAAUGCCAGUCUCUGAAAUUCAAGUUGCUUGUGUCAGAGGGCCACAGAGAAGGAUGGCUGAACUUUAAAGAUCUCCUGAAAAAUGCUCCGUCUAGUCACCAGUGUGUGACCACAAAGCAUCAAGAUCCAAUGGCCAUCUAUUUUACCAGUGGAACUACAGGAUACCCCAAAAUGACUGAACAUUCCCACAGCAGCUAUGGUAUUGGCUUCACAGUAAGUGGAAGGUACUGGCUGGACUUGACUCCUUCAGAUAUAUUUUGGAGCACAUCAGACACAGGCUGGGCAAAGGCACCUUGGACCAGUGUUUUUUCGACGUGGAUUCAAGGGGCAUGUGUAUUUGUACAUAAAAUGCCACAGUUCAACCCAGUUACUGUCUUUGAGAGUCUGUCAAGAUACCCCAUAACUGUCUUUUGUUCUCCUCCAACCGCAUAUCGAAUGUUUGUGCAACAUAAACUGUCCAGCUAUACAUUCAAAAGUCUGCGUCACUGUGUGAGUGGUGGGGAGCCGAUCAACCCCGAUGUGAUGGAAAAAUGGAAAGUGCAGACUGGGCUGGAUAUUCAUGAAGGCUAUGGACAGACAGAAACAGUGCUGGUCUGUGCAAAUUUUAAGGGAAUGAAAAUUAAGCCUGGUAGUAUGGGAAAAUCAUCUCCAACAUAUGAUGUCAAGAUUAUAGAUGAAAACGGUAAUAUUCUGUCUCCUGGAAAAGAAGGAGAUAUUGCCAUCAGAGUAAAACCUACAAGACCACCUUUUCUUUUUACUUGCUAUACUGAUGAUCCAGAGAAAACAGAGGCAACAAUACAUGGGGAUUUUUAUGUUACUGGAGACAGGGGGAUUAUAGAUGAAGACGGAUACUUCUGGUUUGUUGGAAGAUCUGAUGAUGUCAUUACUUCUGCUGGAUACCGUAUUGGACCAUUUGAAGUAGAAAGUGCCCUAUUAGAGCAUCCCGCAGUGGUGGAAUCAGCAGUAGUCAGCAGUCCAGACCCCAUCAGGGGAGAGGUAGUGAAAGCCUUUGUUGUUUUAACAUCUGACUAUGUUUCACGUGAUCCAGAAGAAAUGAUGAAAGAGCUACAGGACCAUGUUAAGAAAGUUACUGCUCCAUACAAGUAUCCUCGGAAGAUGGAGUUUGUUCAACAGUUGCCAAAAACUGUUAGUGGGAAGAUCCGAAGAAAUGAACUACGCCAGAAGGAGUGGAGAAAAUAGUAGAGUUCUGUUGUUUUUUUUUAUAGGGUAGGUCUUUUGUUUUUUAAACAAAAGUAAGAU
Messenger RNA from Cygnus atratus (black swan), 2531 nucleotides. Its product is annotated as acyl-coenzyme A synthetase ACSM3, mitochondrial-like. Gene Ontology annotation, cellular component: mitochondrial matrix. Gene Ontology annotation, biological process: fatty acid biosynthetic process; acyl-CoA metabolic process. The record is from RefSeq and is a predicted model, not a curated record. Gene Ontology annotation, molecular function: fatty acid ligase activity; fatty-acyl-CoA synthase activity. The coding region runs from base 735 to 2471 and encodes 578 amino acids. The transcript is spliced from 15 exons. Lineage: Eukaryota; Metazoa; Chordata; Aves; Anseriformes; Anatidae.